GUGGCGUAGGCCGGUAACACUCUAGAGGAGUUUUUGCCCCUCAAGGGAAGCCACAUUGGGAUGAGCUCUGCUGGAGACAAAGAGCGCACUGCUGCGAGCGAAGAACAGAUCCACCCGCCGGUGCAGGAGGGCCGUGAUGCGGAGCUUGCAGGUUUGCAACUGCAGGUUUCGCGAUUGGCGGCCCUGGUGGAGGAGUCGAUCAAGAAGAAGGAGCCUGGCAGCGUCGUGGCGGAUGCGCCCAGUAGUGGCGGCUGGGUUGCCGCCACCGAAGGCCAACAAGAAGCGCCCAUGCAGCCGCUCGGUGGUGGCGGGGGAUUUCUCCAGCAGCAAGCGAGAGAUGGUGGGUAAGGACCACGGCAGCUGCUGGAAGGCGGCUGGGCCAGCAGAUCGGGAGCGAACCCUGUUGGACCAGCCGGAGUGGGCCCGGGCAUAGGACCGGACUACGGGGAAGCGAGGGGGUUAAACCCCCCAGGUGAGAUACCCGUGAUUCGAGGAA
Messenger RNA from Ectocarpus sp. CCAP 1310/34, 496 nucleotides. NCBI's taxonomy places the organism in Eukaryota, Phaeophyceae, Ectocarpales, Ectocarpaceae. The record is from the annotation of a GenBank genome assembly.